CGGACUUGUUGAACUGCUCAUUGCACGGAGCACCACUCUAAUAUGGCUGCACUACUCCCCUUCUCUACGUCGUAUCGACAGCAACAAAGUAUAGGGACACCCUCAUCAGUAUUUCGCCAGAACCAAAUCCAGGCAAGGCCAGCUUCUGUCCUUGACCUUCCAGGUCUUCAAAGCGCAAGUCGCGUGUUGCACGACCAGUUCAUGAAGGAUGCCCAGAUAAUACCGGAUAUUGGUGACAUGCUUACAACCCCUGGUGGGCAGUCGUCAGCACUCUAUAGUGUCUUUCCCGAUGACUACCGGGCACCAUUUCAGAAGAGGAGGCUUGUAGGCAUUCCUGAAGCACUUUUUCAGUAUUACAACACUACCAACGUUACUUCACACAUGGGUCUAAUACCUGAAAUUGAACGUGUAUGGAUAUCAAUUGAUCAUAAGCUAUUUCUCUGGGAUUAUAUUGAGGGUCAAGACAUAAGCUCCUUUGUUGAUCAACCGGACGUCAUCACCCAUGUGGCUGUCGUAAAACCAAGAGUCGGCGUCUUCGUCGACGAAAUAACGUCCGUCAUGGUCAUUUGCACCCCUGUAUCCGUUCUUUUGAUCGGAUUGUCGAUGUCCACCGUCCUUGGUACCAACAAUCGCCCCCGAAAAGAAAUCAAGAUGUAUGCAACAGACAUGACCGUUUCGACUGACAUCGAAAUGACCUCUGUUGUGGGGAUGUCUGACGGGCGAAUUUUCAUGUGUGGCUCUCAGGAUGGCUGUCUAUACGAACUGCACUAUCAACAGAGCGAAUCUUGGUUUUCGAAGCGGGUGCAUGUAGUCAACCACUCUGUUGGAAGUGUGCAGAGUCUGUUCCCGAGGUUCACUUCACCAAAGUCAGAAGACCGUAUUGUCGCUGUGGUUUCGGAUCCAAAACGCAAUCUCUUCUAUACCCUGUCGGCCAGGAACUCAAUAUCUAUCUAUCAGGCAAGCAGCGAGAAGGCUGUGCACCAUGUGCAAACUAUGUCAAACCUUUACAAGUCUGCGCAAGAGAAGGCACCUGGUUCUCCUGCUCUUACCCCUUCAAACUUCCAGAUCAUUGCUCUACAUGUCCUGGAUCCAGGUGAAUCACGGACAGGGGUUCAAUUGAUUGCCAUCACCAUGAAUGGUGUACGCUUGUACUUCUCUCCAUCAACCUCGGCAUAUAGUUUUUCAUAUGCUCCAACCCCAAGCGCUGGGGGCAGUGUGCGACCUCUGCAACUCAUUCAUAUACGACUUCCGCCCCCAAAUCUAUUGCAUCCAGACGAACAAUCUAGUCCCCACCGUCCUGCUUACAACAGUUCCACCCGAAACUCACCGCCACAACCUCCAUCCCGUCCCUUCAUCGUGUCAGGACUUGAGAAUUCGGGUUAUUUGGACGGAUUAAUGGUCUCAGCUCAGCCAGGUGAUACAGAUGGGACAGAUUUUUUGCUUUGUACUGCCCCUGAUCUCACUCGAAUUGGCUCGCUCGGGCAACUAAAUCCGCCUUCACAACAACAACUAGGACCAUCUCAGCAACCAGUGUAUGGUCCCUCAUCAUAUGGGACUGGGGCAAAUCAGCGUCCUCCUUUAACUGAAUAUGCCACCCUGCUGGCUAUCCCUGGUCGGACAUGGUCGAUGGCGACGGUUCCCCGUGAAUCGACUCCCCCGUCAGUUGCUCCUUCCCCUCCGGUCACAAAUGAACUUGCAACCCAAUUCUCUGAACCUUCGCGGCAGUUCAUGAUCCUCACAAAUGUUGGUGUCACGUUUCUGAUCAAAAGGCGAGCUUUGGACUAUCUCAAAGCAGUCAUAGAGGAAGUCCAGACUGAGGGAGUGGUGCAGCCAAUAAUCGAGUUUAGAGACAGUUUUGGAAGAGACCAGACAUGUGCCAUGUUGCUAGGUCUUGCAAGCGGAAAUACUUUCCUGGAUGCUGGAGAGCCGUCGUCAAGUGGCACGCUAUGCACAAUUAGUCCCGAUAUUGCCAACGUUGCUAAGCAGGCGUUUUACGAUUUCGGCGAGCGACCAAUCUGGACAGAACGAGUGACUUAUGGCACAAGUGAUAGUUCUGGUAGUGCCAUCUUUAGUGGUCGGAGGGAGGGCUUUGCCAUGUACUUCGCACGUCUAGUACGGCCGCUGUGGAAGGACAAGUUAACAAAGCCAGGGUCCCCCAGUUUGCAACAGUCGAAUUUCGAGGACAAUCUUUUGGUAACUGUGCAGAAAAACCUCUUCGCAGUGAAGGAGUUUCUGGAUAAAAACCCUCACCUAUUCCACUCUGUACCCGGAGAGCAUACAGUAUCGCGGACAUCAUCUGGCAAUGAGCAAGAAGCUUGGAAGGCCGAACAAAAUUCUGUUUCCCAGCUCCAAGCGCUGUUAUCCAGGACUAUUGAAGCAAUCUCUUUCAUCCUUCUGUUAAACGAUUACAGACUGGGGGAGCUGAUAGCUCAGUGCGAUCCUGAUACGCAAAAGUUGAUUACCUCCAUGACGUUUGAGGACCUUGUAACCUCGCAAAAUGGCGUCACUGCUGCACGUGCAUUAGUUAAUGUCGUAAUUGACCAACAGAUAGGCCAACAGAUUAGCGUGGACACGAUCAGUGAGGUACUACAGCAACGCUGUGGCUCGUUUUGCAGCACAGACGAUGUCAUGCUGUACAAGGCUCGUGAAAGUGUCCGUAAGGCUAUGGAGUCACGAAACCCAUCCGAACGUCAUAAUUGGCUCGGUGAAUCUCUGAGACUGUUUACCAAGGGGGCGCGGAUGCUAGACUUUGACAAAAUUCGCGAGGUCUGUGGUGAAUACCAGCAGCUCGGCUAUGCCAAAGGAGCUGUGGAACUUCCAUUGAGUUGCGCCCAGGCAUUAGACCCUGAUAAUCUGGGCCUCGAGUACUGGUAUGCAGCAUGUCCGCCGAACGACACCCGAAAGGAGUAUUGCGACAAAAGACUCAAGUGCUAUGACCUUGUCCUCCAUUCUCUGAGCGUCUUUGAAGAGAAUGCUUCGCAGAGUGCUUCUGUAAAAGGGUCAGCGUCAAAUGCAAUUGACGACCCCGAAGCUGUCCGCAGCCACGCCUAUGACCUUGCAUUUUCCAGCGAGGACGAAAUGUUCCACUCUACAUUAUAUGACUGGUUAAUCAAUCGAGGUCUUGCUGACGAGCUUUUGGCGAUGCGGCCUCCAUUCCUUGAAGCCCACCUUAAACGGGAACCGAUCACAGUGCCCAAGUAUCAACUUUUGUGGCAAUUUUAUGUGAAAGACGGUCAGCCGUUGCGUGCCGCAGAGGUACUUGCCGUCCUAGCAGAGUCCGACACUGACUUGCCGUUGGACAAACGCCUCGAGUACCUGACGCUAGCCGUUGGCAAUGCGAAGUCUCAUCCCGUGACUAUCGGUGGCAGGCAUGAGACUGCUAUCUCUUUCCUCACCAACCUCGAAGAAAAAUUGGACGUUGCUCAAGUGCAACUUGAGGUGUACAAUGCCCUCUUACCUCACAUGAAUGAUCCUGGAGAAGCCGGGGAGAAAAUCAAGUAUCUCAAUAAGACCUUGUUAACCAUGUCCGAGUUGUAUCAAGUUUAUGCGGAACCAUUUGAUCUACCGGUCAUGAAACUCUUGAUCUUGUAUGUCUCUGAUCAUCACGAUGAACAUGUUGUCCGUCCUAUAUGGGAUAGGAUAUUUGAUGACGCAAUAGAGAAGGGUGCGGAUGCGCAAACCAAUGCCGACCACAUCAUUGCAAGUGUUGUUCCACUUGGAAAGCGGUUUUACCCCUCCGAGAGUGCUUUCCCCUUGAAGUACAUCGCAUCGUUGUUGGUCAAGUUCGCUCUGAAAAACAGAACCCAGCUACCAAACGGUUGGACUCCUCGGGUGCUCGUUCAGUGCGGUGUUCCUUACGCGGAUAUAUGGGAUGUACUCCAUGAGAUGUAUGAAUCACAGAUACCCCCUUUCAACACGCAAAGUGGUGUGCAAGUCGUAUCUUCUGACAUUGCAAUUCUUUUGAACGACUGGCUCGAGGAGGCAAAACGCCCUCAAUCCUCAGUUCCUCGAGGAGAAUUCCCGGUUGGCAGAAUAGACCUUGCUGUUGGGCAGUAUCUGGCGGAACUAGGUGCUAACCAAGCGGAGACAAAGGCAAUUUACGAAGGAAUCAAACGUCAGCUAAGAAGGAACUGGUAGCACAUAUGGGAUGGCUGAUAUGUAUUACUCAUAAUUCCUACUUUCAUAACACCUACGUCGGGUAGAUCAAUUGACUUCGAGAAUGACAUCUUCCGCGUACAGAAGUAUACGUUCGCUGAGCUUUCGUGUCAACUUGUACGCCUCGUAUAACGCCCUGGAUGCAAUAUUGAGC
Suillus clintonianus is the source of this 4309-nucleotide messenger RNA. Its product is annotated as nucleoporin. Gene Ontology annotation, biological process: protein localization to nuclear inner membrane; RNA export from nucleus; transcription-dependent tethering of RNA polymerase II gene DNA at nuclear periphery. The record is from RefSeq and is a predicted model, not a curated record. Gene Ontology annotation, cellular component: nuclear pore inner ring; nuclear pore. The transcript has 20 exons. NCBI's taxonomy places the organism in Eukaryota, Fungi, Basidiomycota, Agaricomycetes, Boletales, Suillaceae. Gene Ontology annotation, molecular function: structural constituent of nuclear pore; protein binding. Bases 43 to 4137 code for a protein of 1364 amino acids.